AGCCCACGUCAGGGGAGGUGUCGGGAUAAAUAGGGUCCCGCAAUGGCCAUGGCUGGCUGCGCUCCGAGCUGCGGGGAUCGAGACUGGAGCUGCCGGGGCGGGUUGGCGGCCGGGAGGCUCAGGGCUGGCGCUGCUCGUGCCCUGUGCGCUGGACGGCAGAGAUCCGCGGCGGGACCUCAGAGCCCCGCGUUACAGCCAACUAGAACUUGGGAAGGGGAUCGCUCCUGGGCCCACAAAGGACUUGAUCCUCGGAGAAGGCACAAGGAAAGGCUAAGGGAGCGGGAAGAAAAGGGUCCUUUCUGCCUGUUGGGGUCGCCCCGCGGGACGACAGUGCCAUGCUCCUCUCGGUCCUGGUGGCGCUGUGCCUGUGGCUGCGCCUGGCGCUGGGCGUGCGCGGCGCACCCUGCGAGGCGGUGCGCAUCCCCAUGUGCCGACACAUGCCCUGGAACAUCACGAGGAUGCCCAACCAUCUGCACCACAGCACGCAGGAGAACGCCAUCCUGGCCAUUGAGCAGUAUGAGGAGCUGGUGGACGUGAACUGCAGCGCUGUGCUGCGCUUCUUCCUCUGCGCCAUGUACGCCCCCAUCUGCACCCUCGAGUUCCUGCACGACCCCAUCAAGCCGUGUAAGUCCGUGUGCCAACGCGCGCGCGACGACUGCGAGCCCCUCAUGAAGAUGUACAACCACAGCUGGCCCGAGAGCCUGGCCUGCGACGACCUGCCUGUCUACGACCGGGGCGUGUGCAUCUCGCCUGAAGCCAUCGUCACAGACCUCCCGGAGGGUGAGGCCUGGGGCAGGAUGGAGGGAGAUGCGAAGUGGAUAGACAUCACGCCAGACAUGAUGGUUCAGGAAAGGCCUCUCGAUGUCGACUGUAAACGCCUAAGCCCUGAUAGAUGCAAGUGCAAAAAGGUGAAGCCAACUUUGGCAACAUAUCUGAGCAAAAACUAUAGCUAUGUUAUUCAUGCCAAAAUUAAAGCUGUGCAGAGGAGCGGCUGUAAUGAAGUAACAACAGUGGUGGAUGUCAAAGAGAUCUUCAAAUCCUCAUCACCCAUCCCUCGAACUCAAGUCCCACUCAUUACAAAUUCCUCCUGCCAGUGUCCACACAUCCUGCCCCACCAAGAUGUGCUCAUCAUGUGUUAUGAGUGGCGGUCAAGGAUGAUGCUUCUUGAAAAUUGCUUAGUUGAAAAAUGGAGAGAUCAACUUAGUAAAAGAUCCAUACAGUGGGAAGAAAGGCUGCGGGAACAGCGGAGAACAGUUCAGGACAAGAAGAAAACAGCUGGGCGCACCAGUCGGAGCAAUCCCCCCAAGGAGAAAGGAAAGCCACCUGCUCCCAAACCAGCCAGCCCCAAGAAGAACAUUAAAGCAAGGAGUGCCCAAAAGAGAAUGAAUGUGAAAAAAGCGUGAGCUGGCACUUACAAAAGGGAGACUUCCACUUCCUUACCACGUGAGGCCAGGCGUUGUCUCAGACGGCCUACAGAAGGCCACACGGCCCCCUCCUUAGCAACUCACUGCCCUGAUCCUCGCAGACACAUCUUGCAGCAUUUCCCUUAAUGAUAUGCUUCAAUUUUUCUUUUUAAGCCACCACAGGCCAUAGUGGCAGGAUUGUCCUUUGGCAGGGAAGUUGUAGUAAAGCUGGUGGGAAAAGCUUACUGAAUUCAGAGUAACCUAUGUGCAUACUCCACAAGAUUUCCGUGUGGGGAAAAUAACGCUUUUUAUAAUUUGACCUAAUAUGUGCAUUGUAAAAUAAAUGCCAUAUUUGAAAUAAAACAUCUAAUUUUUUUACAAUACAUUAUAUUUCCAUUUGGCUUCUGUUGUUACAAUGAUGGGGAUGUUUUAAAAUGUAAUUGAAAGUAUAUGAUGCUUUUAAGGAGGAAAGCAAGAGGAAUGAAUGUUUGAAAGAUAUUUAUAUGUUUAUUGUCUGCAGAAGGAUUUUUGUCUUGAAAGGGAAUUUUGAAAAUCUGAGGGAAGCGGGAUAUUGAAAAUUGUAAUGUGUUUUACACAAAGAAGACUUUUUUGCUCUGUUCUUAGCUAGAAAAUCUAAAAACUAAAAUAAUAAUGAAAAAUAAAUUUUACGAAAGAGGCAGACA
Nycticebus coucang (slow loris) is the source of this 2086-nucleotide messenger RNA. RefSeq names its product secreted frizzled related protein 4 (gene SFRP4). The record is from RefSeq and is a predicted model, not a curated record. The transcript is spliced from 6 exons. Gene Ontology annotation, cellular component: cytoplasm. Gene Ontology annotation, molecular function: Wnt-protein binding. Lineage: Eukaryota; Metazoa; Chordata; Mammalia; Primates; Lorisidae. The coding region runs from base 336 to 1403 and encodes 355 amino acids. Gene Ontology annotation, biological process: canonical Wnt signaling pathway; non-canonical Wnt signaling pathway.